CAGUAGGUACUCUGAAAUAAAAAACGAACCACCUGCUGACCCGGGGAGGGCGUUAGUAGCUAGAAACGUGGACAGUUGGUAAUCCCAGAAGAAGAAGACGCAACUACCUGAAACAACAUGCAACACUGAUGACAUUUUUCAUCUAUUGAAGGACAUUGUCUCAAGGUUUAAAACAGUGAAUGGACUGGGCAAGUCAAGCCUUAAGAAAAAGCUGGACUUCUUGUUGUGUUGUAGGCUAUGAGUGUGGGUGAUGGAGGACAAUGAAUGUGGGGACUUGGACUCCCUGAUCCAAGAUGAGGACACCUUCAUUGAGGGUGUUAGCAACCAGGUCUUAUUUGUUGUGGUGCUCAGUAUCACCUUCCUUGCAGGCAUCCUCACUCUGCUCUGCAGAGAAGAGGAGCAGAACAUUCAUCCUGAGAAUCAAGAGCAUGUGCGAGCAGUGAGACAACAGCUCCAAACAGAGCAGGAUGAAAAUUCACAGUCGGAGGCCAGGCAACAGUAUUACACAGACAUGUCUUGUCCUGUGUGUUUACAGCAGGCUGUACUGCCUGUAGAAACCAAUUGCGGACACCUUUUCUGUGGCUCCUGCAUUAUAGCCUACUGGAGGUAUGGCACAUGGCUGGGUGCUAUUCACUGUCCCAUCUGCAGACAAAUGGUUACGCUGCUUUUUCCACUGUUCCAUGAGAACGCCGCUCCUCAGAGGGUCCAGGAUGGUGAGGCAGAACCUCAGCUGAUAUUAAGAGAUAUUAACGAUUACAACCGCAGGUUCUCAGGCCAGCCAAGAUCUUACAUGGACAGGCUGCGCGAUGUGCCCACCCUGCUUCGCCAUGCCUUCAGGGAGAUGUUCUCUAUGGGUGGCCUCUUCUGGAUGUUUCGGAUUCGAAUUAUUCUCUGCCUAGUGGGAGCACUCACCUACCUGGCAUCGCCGCUCGACAUCAUCCCCGAGGCGCUUUUUGGUUUGCUGGGAUUCAUGGACGACUUCUUUGUGAUCCUACUUCUCUUUGUGUACAUCUCGAUCAUGUACAGAGAGGUGGUUACACAGAGACUGUAUGGAUAGGUGCUCAAGAGACGCCUUGGCUUGGUGCAGGAAGAGUGAACGCAGCAUCUGACUACACAUGUAUUGACUGAACAAAAAAAAAGCUUGGUCUCUCAGAAAGGUUUUCUUUGAAGCCUGGGCUGGUUUUUCCUCACUGGAGAGGAGUUAACAAACAGAACUCUGGAUAUUGACUCUGUACAUAGAAUUCUACAGUAAAUGGUUCAUAGAGCUAAUGACAUCAAAGUGAAAAAACAUCAACUUAAGGGACUGAAUGAAGACAUUGCCAAAAGUUGUUUCAGAUUAUUGUACAUUGUACUAAUGGAAACAACUGUGUAACAUAAUGUGAUCUUUGAUUUACUGUAUUAAUGGCAGUGUCUUGAUUAUAUCGCAUUUAAAGUUUGCUGUCAGGGUCCAGAUUUCCGUCUGUGAGCAGAAUUUGUGUUUUUAAAACAUUGUACAGUGGCUCUUACAGGCUCCUCUGUCAAUUAAACUGCUAAUGCACUUGAUUAAGUAAUCUGUGACUGCUAUGCAUUUUCAUAAUGACUUGAAUAACACAGAUGUCCAUGCAUGUGUGAAAAUCACUGGAUCAUGUUACUUCCAAUUGUUUACAUUUAUUGAUGAAAGUGGAACCUGAAUCUGAGCCAACUGACCAUGCAUAAAAACAUUUUUCAAGACAUAAAAAGUAAUCCCAUAAGAAGAAUGCAAACCAAAAUAAUCAAAGACAAAUUAAAGGGCAUUGAAUGUAAA
Molecule: messenger RNA, 1783 nt
Organism: Eleginops maclovinus (Patagonian blennie)
Lineage: Eukaryota; Metazoa; Chordata; Actinopteri; Perciformes; Eleginopidae
Gene: rnf170
Product: ring finger protein 170
Exons: 8
Coding region: 251-1057 (268 amino acids)
Molecular function (GO): ubiquitin protein ligase activity
Source: RefSeq, a predicted model, not a curated record